Messenger RNA from Drosophila melanogaster (fruit fly), 813 nucleotides. RefSeq lists its product as uncharacterized. The transcript is spliced from 2 exons. Bases 7 to 771 code for a protein of 254 amino acids. NCBI's taxonomy places the organism in Eukaryota, Metazoa, Arthropoda, Insecta, Diptera, Drosophilidae. The record is from RefSeq and is marked reviewed. Gene Ontology annotation, biological process: proteolysis. Gene Ontology annotation, molecular function: metallopeptidase activity; zinc ion binding; metalloendopeptidase activity.
UCAAAAAUGAUUCGUGUCUGGUUUCAGUUGUUCCUGCUGGGCACUCUGUGCUCUGGCAUAUUCCCAGCCCCCUUUAAUACCCAUUAUGAUGAAACAGAUCCAGAGCUGACUGCAGGAUACUUCCAGGGUGAUAUGGAUGUGGACUACGCCCGGAAUGGACAGCUAUCCGAGACACGACGCUGGCCAAACGCCACAGUUCCGUAUAGGAUAUCUGAGGAGUUUGAUGCUCCUCAUGUGGAAUAUAUAAAGCUUGGCAUGCAAUUCAUCGAGUAUUCGUCUUGUAUUCGAUUUGUGCCUGCUGAUGAGGAUGAGGAAAACUAUCUUUUUGUGCUUCCGUCCACUUCAGGAUGCAGCUCCAAAGUGGGCUAUCAGCCAGGUGAAAGAACUGUCAAACUAAAGCCUGGCUCAUUGGAUACAGGUUGCUUUAAGCUGGGCACCAUCCAACACGAACUGCUCCACACUUUGGGAUUCCACCAUCAGCAGUGCUCCCCGAAUCGAGAUGAGUUCGUAAAGAUCGUGGAGGAGAACAUUUCCGAGGGUCACGAGAAGAACUUUGUCAAGUACGAAGAAGACGAGGUGGGGGAUUUCGAUCAGCCGUAUGACUAUGGAAGCAUUCUACACUACAGUUCCUUGGCAUUUUCUAUAAAUGGGGAAGCGACAAUUGUGGCUCUGAAUCCAGAGGGUCAGGAGCAAAUGGGACAGCGCUUGAUGAUGAGUGACACCGAUGUCAAACGACUUAAUACCAUGUACAAGUGUCCGAUUCAAUUGUAAAAAUAGCAAUAAACUUGAAGGUCAAAAAGGCCUAUAAAUUUU